This is a messenger RNA of Arctia plantaginis, 1122 nucleotides long. The record is from the annotation of a GenBank genome assembly. Lineage: Eukaryota; Metazoa; Arthropoda; Insecta; Lepidoptera; Erebidae.
AUGCCUGUGGCGCUGGGCUCGCUCGGCGGCGAGGGCGAGUACCGGGAGUACCAUCAUCUCUCGCCGCAUCAUCCGUCGCACCCGCCGCACCUGCAAUACCAUGAGUAUGCGCCGCCGCCGCCGCCGCCCAUGUACCAUCCCAUACCGGACCCAUACUUUAGGCGGCACGCGCCGUACUUCGGCCAGCCAGACUACAGAGUUUAUGAACUAAAUAAACGGUUACAACAGAGGACAGAGGACUCUGACAACCUAUGGUGGGAUGCGUUCGCGACAGAAUUCUUUGAAGAUGAUGCGACGCUCACACUUACAUUUUGUUUAGAAGAUGGACCUAAAAGAUAUACAAUAGGAAGGACGCUGAUACCUCGUUACUUUCGCAGUAUAUAUGAGGGUGGUGUGUCAGAACUGUAUUACACUAUGCGACAGCCCAAGGAAUCAUUCCACAACACAAGCAUCACCCUCGACUGCGACCAUUGUACCAUGGUGACGCACCAUGGGAAACCUAUGUUUACUAAGGUGUGCACGGAAGGGCGGCUGAUCCUGGAGUUCACGUUCGACGACCUGAUGCGCAUCAAGUCGUGGCACCUCGCCGUGCGCGCGCACCGCGAGCUCAUCCCGCGCCAGGCCGUGCACCCGCCCGACCACGCCGCGCUCGACCAGCUCGCCAAGAACAUCACGCGCCAGGGCAUCACCAACUCCACGCUCAACUAUCUCAGGUUAUGCGUGAUCCUGGAGCCGAUGCAGGAGCUGAUGUCGCGUCACAAGGCGUACGCGCUCUCCCCCCGCGACUGCCUCAAGACCACGCUGUUCCAGAAGUGGCAGAGGAUGGUGGCGCCACCAGAGACGAACCGGCCGGCGAGCAAGCGGCGCAAGCGCAAGGGCAGCGGCGGGCCCAACGCCGCGCCGCCCGCGCCCGCCAAGAAGCGCUCGCCCGGACCCAACUUCAGCCUCGCCUCGCAGGACGUCAUGGUGGUUGGCGAGCCGUCCCUGAUGGGCGGGGAAUUCGGCGACGAGGACGAGAGGCUGAUCACGCGGCUCGAGAACACUCAGUACGAGGGCGAGGCGGGCGACUGGCCCGCGCCGCCCCCUCCCGACCAGGCCAAGACUCCGCCCCAACCGCACUGA